AUGCGGGACCACAUUGAGCAUGGCUCCCAUCCCAUUCUCGCCUUCAAGAGGCUACCACCACGCUCGUGCAUUGUCAUUUAUGAAGCACAAAACAAAACACACCAGAAUAGGAAACGAUGUGCCACAAGCCACACCUGGGAAGUUGCUGGGAAGUGGGGGGUAGCUGGAGCACAAGAGAAGGCCUAUGCAGCAGGGGAGCUCAAGGAUUUAGAUUCCCCUGCGACAUAA
Messenger RNA from Laccaria bicolor S238N-H82, 228 nucleotides. RefSeq lists its product as uncharacterized. The record is from RefSeq and is a predicted model, not a curated record. NCBI's taxonomy places the organism in Eukaryota, Fungi, Basidiomycota, Agaricomycetes, Agaricales, Hydnangiaceae. The transcript is spliced from 2 exons. The coding region runs from base 1 to 228 and encodes 75 amino acids.